AUGUUAGAAGUGGUAGUAGGGUCGUCUAAUAUUUACUCUUCUUGUUGUUUUAUUGCUGUUGUUGGUGCAGCUGUAGAAAAGUCUGACUAUUUGAACGCUUGCCUGAACGGUGUGAUGGAAUUAGAAAAAUAUAUUUUUGAAGAAACGUUUACUAAUGGUAAAGUUGGUUCAAUGUACAGCGAAAAGGAUUACAAUGUUUGGGUUCAGGAAAAUGGUUCAAUCAAACAAUCUUAUACCACUCCAGCGUUAAUUCAAAUGUCACAAUCGCGAUCGAUCAUGUUAUGUUCGAACGAAGGUGAUGGAGUUUUGGCAGAAUGUUCAUUGUUAACAAUUCCCGGUGGUCUUCAUGAACGAUUUAGCUUUUGCUGCUUUGAUGUGGAGAACAAAUUCGAUUUAUCACAUGGUCUUGGAGAUGCUGAAGAAGAAGAAUUGUAUGCGGAGUUAUACGAUCGCGGCAAUGAUAAUGAAGCAGAUGGGCAAGCGUGGGAUUUAAAAUUGUUGUUUUUCUGUUAA
Molecule: messenger RNA, 513 nt
Organism: Didymodactylos carnosus
Lineage: Eukaryota; Metazoa; Rotifera; Eurotatoria; Philodinida; Philodinidae
Source: the annotation of a GenBank genome assembly